Messenger RNA from Gallus gallus (chicken), 6848 nucleotides. It is a transcript of the gene MAP9, whose product is annotated as microtubule associated protein 9. NCBI's taxonomy places the organism in Eukaryota, Metazoa, Chordata, Aves, Galliformes, Phasianidae. The transcript has 11 exons. Gene Ontology annotation, molecular function: microtubule binding. Bases 328 to 1401 code for a protein of 357 amino acids. The record is from RefSeq and is a predicted model, not a curated record. Gene Ontology annotation, cellular component: astral microtubule. Gene Ontology annotation, biological process: regulation of mitotic cytokinesis; mitotic spindle assembly; mitotic cytokinesis.
GGGGAGGGAGGUAGCCGCCAUGUCGUGGGACGGUGCCUCGGCAGAGGUGAGCUGGCGGCGGGAGGCGCGCGCGGUGGGGUAGGAAAGGGGUCACGGCUGACUUUGCAGUGAAUCUUCUACUUGUCCAUAGCUACUCUGAAUGCCAGAGCCUCACCCAAGAAAACAGUGCUUGCCAGAAACUCUGGUCCUGAGGGUCCAUGUCUAGAAAGUACUUCGCUGUCAUUUUCCUCUACUCCCCACAAUGAGAGAUCUGGAGACUCCAAUUCAUUACUCUGCGAAGAAGCACCACCUGAAAAAGAUGAGAAGAAAGAUAUCAGCAUCAGUGACAUGAAACUGGAGGAUAAGAGUAGCAAAACCACUGCUGUGAUAGAAGCAAUGACGAUGACAGUACAUGAGAAAACAAAGUUAGAGAAGUCAACAGAUGACAGUUCAUAUAAAGAGAGAAUUGUGCAAGAGCCAGUAAUAACUGCUAGAAUACAAGAAUUAUCAGUGGAUGGUCAGUCUGAACAUGGGGAGGCGAAGAACACUUCACAGGAUUCUGUCCAGAAACGAAGUGGAACAAUGAAAGCAGUUCUACAGAGCUCAAAAUCCUCAUCUUGCAAGCAUCUGUCUUCUGCACAGUUCAAGGAAAAAGUGAAAGCUGUUCCACCUCACUAUUUGGGAACAUUAAAGGUGUUAGAGGAUAAACACUUGCAGAAGAACAGUACAGAAUUUGACAAAGCAGAUAGUUUGCGAGCAGCUGUUUUCCAGAACUGGAUGGAAAAGAAAAGAACCUUUCUACUGGAAUUAAAGAGAACAGAAAAGAAAAACGCUGAAGAGCUGAGGAAUGAUGCUGAGAAGAAAGAAGCUGUUAAAAGAGAGGAAGCAAAUGCAUCUUUUAAAACCUGGAAAGCAAUGAAAGCAAGAGAAGCAAAGAAGCUGAAUGAAAAAAAGAAGCUUGAGAAACUUAAGGAAAAGGAAGCAGCAGAACAGAAUGCAGAGAGAGCAGAAGCAGCACAGAAGGCGUUUGAAAAAUGGAAAGAGAAAAAAAUAGAAUAUUUGAGAGAGCAAGGCAGACAGGAAAAACAGUCUGAAAGAAUCAGAAAGAAAAAAGAAGAGGAACUAGCUGCAAAAAAGAAGAGAGACAGCAUAUCAGCAGUUGAAAAAUGGAAUGGUAAAAAGAAAGAAUGUAUGAAACAAAAGAAGGCAGAAAAAAUCCUAGAGAGAAGAAAAAAAGAAAUACAACAGGCAAAGAAGGAUGAAAAAGAUAAAAUGGCCAGAGAAGAAUAUGAAAGAUGGCUGGGAAACAUAAAGAGGAGAGAACUGAAGAAGCAGCAGAAGAGCCUCCAGGCUGUGCAUAGGAAUGAAGUGUCUUUUCCGUGGAUUCCUCCUGGCAAAGUCACUUAUACAAAGAGUUAUUGAGCAGCCUAUUGCCCUCUCUACAAAUAGAUGAUCUGCUUAUGCUCUCAAGGCUAGUCUGUUAUUUUGGCAACAGCUAUUUUUCACUGAAUCCAUGAUAGAUGUUGCAUCCUUUUUAAUUUAUUUCAUCUCUGGAAUUGAAAUGGGUCAGAUGUCUUAUUCCAUGACACUAACAAAUGCGCUAAUUUUUGUAAUUCUGCAUUUAACUUAGUUUUGUUAAGUGUUGUGUUACUCCAUUCCUUCUUGGUGGAAGGGUAUAUUCAAGAGAUAGGCGGCUGGACUCUUUUUUUUUUCACCCAGUAAGUGGCAGGUUACUUAGCAGGACGAUUAUGUUUACAUUAUUAGACUCUAUUACUAUUCAGCAUUGGUAAUGACAGUUGUUACUCAGAACAAGUGGUCAGUUGCAACUAGAUGUGUUCACAGUCAGGAAAAAAAAAGAAAAUAAUUCUAUGUCCAUUUAGAAAACUUUAGUCUCAAUCUAUUUAUAAACAAUUAAAUGAUGAUGAACAGGUGAUAAACACAGUAUACAAGGGAAGGAAAAGUACAGGCCAGGGAGGCUACCUGUAUGUGCAGGGUUCAAGGAGGUUCACGCCUCAUAUGUUUGAAUUUGCUUCUCUUCCUUCAUCUGCAACACCUGUUUUGAGUGAGUAGUUGAGAGAUGGUCCAUACGUGGUAGGUGAGAAUGUUGUUUGUGAUCAGGAAUGCUUAUGCCAUGAGGAAGAUGAGACCGGGGGAUUAAGUCUAGAAGAACUGCUGUGUGAAACAGGGAAGAUAGGGAAGGACAUGUUGGGUGUCUUGCGAUGAAACAGAGAUAUGAGGCUAAACCAUGUGUAUAGUGUGAGAAUGUUGUUUUCAUGCAUGAAGGAACAAGCUACAGAGAUUAUUAAUUUUUAGAUCAUUGUAGGAUCACAGAAUGGCCUGGGUUGAAAAGGAUCAUAAUGAUCAUCUAGAUUCAACCGCCCUGCCAUGGGCAGGAUCGCCAACUGUAGGAAAUUAGUGGGAGAAAUGCAAUGAGCAUAGUAGAUGAUCAGCAAAUCUCGUUUAUUGUUUCAGCUGCGUGUACAUUUAUAGUGUGGAUAAUAGGCUCAUACAUAUUGCUAAAGUGGAGCUCAGGAUUGGCUCGCUAGUCAAUGUCAACUACGCCUAUCUUUGUGCUCUGUGGUUCUCUCUCAGCAAACACUCUCUUACAGACUUCUCAAAACACUGUUGCCGGUUUUCUCCAUCGGCAUCCUGUUUUGUUCCUUGUUCUCAUACCUGACCUUGCGCGUAACAAGGUUGCUUAACCAGCUGCACAGUGUCUGCAUGGCUUUUCUCAUUCAGCCAGUCAUCAAUAAAUCUCUCCCCAGCCAACCACUAGACCAGGCUGCCCAGAGCCACAUCCAGCCUGGCCUCAAAUACCUCCAGGGAUGGGGCACCCACAACCUCCUUGGGCAACCUGUUCCAGUGUGUCACCACCCUCUGAGUGAAAAGCUUCCUCCUAAUAUCUAACCCAAACCUCCCAUCUUCAUUUAAAACUAUUCCCUCUUGUCCUGUCACUAUCAACCCAUAUAAAUAGCCAUUCUCCCUCCUGCUCAUAUGCUCCCUUCAAGUAUUGGAAGGCCACAAUGAGGUCUCCCUAGAGCUUUCUCCAAGCUAAACAAGCCCAGUUCCCUCAACCUUUCUUCCUAGGAGAGGUGCUCCAGCCCUCUGAUCAUCUUAGUGGCCCUCCUCUGGAGCCAUUCCAAGAGCUCAGUAUCCUUCUCUUGCUGGGGGCCCCAGGCCUGGACACAGUACUCCAGGUGGGGACUCACAAAAGCUGAGUAGAGAGGGACAAGUACCUCCCACUCCUUGCUGGCCACCCCUUUUUUAAUGAAGCCCAGAGCUUAGUUGGCUUCUGGGCUGCAAGUACGCACUGCUGUCUCAUGUCCAGCUUCUUGUCUACCAGGACUGUCCUCUACAGGGCUGCUCUCAAGGAGGUCUUCCCCCAGGCUGUAUAGAUACCUGGGAUUGCCCUGCCCCAAGUGCAGCACUUUGCAUUUGGCCUUGUUGAGUCUCAUUCAGUUGUCCAGGUCCCUCUGGAUGGCUUCCCUUCCCUCCAGUAUAGUGACUGCACAGCUCAGCAUGGUGUCAUCUGUAAGUUUGCUGAGGAUGCGCUCAAUGCCGUUGCCUGUGUCAUUGAUAAAGAUGUUGAAGAGCACCAGUCCCAAGAUUGACCCCUGAGGGACAGUGCUUGUGACCAGCCUCCACCCUGACACAGAACCAUUGAUUACAACGCUUUGGCUGCAAACAGCCAACAUCCACUGUACAGUCCAUCCUUCAAAUCUGCACAUCUUCAAUUUAUAGUGGAGGAUGUGGUGAGGGACCAUGUCAAAGGCUUUGCAGAAGUCCAGGUAGAUGGCAUCUGUCUCCCUUCCCCUGUCCACUGAUACUAUUACUCCAGAUUGUUUGGGCAAGACCUGCCCUUGGUGAAGCCAUGCUGGCUGUCUCGAAUCACCUCUUCUUCUUGUAUGUUCCUUAACAUAGCUUCUAGGAGAAUUUGCUCCAUGAUCUUCCCAGGUGUAGAGAUGAGGCCUGGCCUGUAGUUCCCUGGGUCAUCCUUUCUCCCUUUCCUAAAAAUGGGAGUAAUGUUUCUGUUUUCCAGUCACCGGAGACUUCACUGGACAGCCAUGAUUUUUCAAAUCUGAUGGAGAGUGGCAACCAUAUCAGCCAUCUCUUUCAGAGCCCUAGGAUGGAUAUCAUCUGGCCCCCUGGACUUACACGCAUUCAGUUUCAUGAGGAGGUCUCAGACUUGUUCCUUGCUUACACUGGGAUGGAAUCUGCUCCUUUCACCCACACCUAGAGCUUCAGGGUCCUGUUACACUGUGAUGUGUAAAGAGUAAGUUUUAAAUUGGGACUACAUUGUGUAGAAACUGCUUUUCAUGUGCCCAAAAGCAGGUAGCUGUGGGAUAGAAAAAAAGAACUAACUGGAACUGAUACAAUGUGAAAUGGUCCAGGCUUAAGACUGUACCUGUUAAAUAUUUUUCAGGUAUUUUCAUAUGUUCCAAGAAUUUCCCGUUUCCUACUGGAAAUGUUAUUUUAGAAGCAUGAUUUGCAAUUCAUGCAAAAUCUUACAUAGAAACUUCACUGCAGAACAGUGGUAGUCUUAUGAGGCAGUUUUAGGCACUGAAAAUGACUUAUCUGGACCUGAAUUAAGGCUUCCGUGGUUAUUUUCACACAAUCAAAUAAAUACCUCCCAAACACAUUUUAAUCAUUGCUAAUGAGCUAGUUGCUAUCGUAAGUUGUUAAAAUUUCUUCGGGGGUUUUGUUUGUUUGUUUUGUUUUGUUUGUUUUUUGCUUUUUAUUGCUGCUUUGCCUCACUAUUUUGGAAAUAAUGGUAAGACUAAAGAUCUUUAGAGCUCUUCAAAUCACUUCUUUACCUGCUAUCCAAAUGCAAGCUGUUAUCUAGGUAUUUUCUUACAUGAAUUUUAAUAAUCACUCCGGAUCUGCUCCUUAAAUGAGUAUUAAAAAAAAAAAAAAAAAAACAGGAAAAAAAAACAGGGAAAAAAAAAAAACACCACCCAAGUUCUUAUCUAUAAGAUGUGUUUUCUUAAAUGAGAAUCUUACUCCUGUUAAUACCAACAGUCUCCUCGGGAAGCGAUAGAACCAUAUGAGAAGGUGGCUUUCCCUUUUUCAUUCGAAGAUUUUGCUGUUUAUAAAUUACUGAGAUGCUCACUAAUUCUGUAUUUCAUGUAAUACCGGGGCAUCUCCUGAGAAAAAAAGCACAAGACUGUCAAACAGAGGAUUCGCUUUAGUUCUAGAGGUUUCUUGCUUGUUUGUUACGUUUUAGUGAGAGGCGCCUAGGAUUUAAAUGCAUUUGUUUUGGCCAUAACAAUUUCUGUUGUCAUAAUGUUGUACAGGUGACAGUUAUCACUGGGAUGUAUAUAAAAGUGAAAUUAGAAGGAUAUUCCAUUUCUCUGUUGUUGAAUGUGGUUCUGUUCAUCAUUCUUUGAAUUCAUAUUUCAAGCUUCAUCAAAGUUUGACAGAAGCAGGUAAGAUGUUAGAACUGUAGGUAGACUCAUGUAUGUAGCCCUGCUCUGUAUUGGAACAUUUUAGCAGGUCUCUGCUGGUCCUGUCUAUUGCUUCCAGGUCUGUUUCUUCCUCAAAGGUUAAUCGUACUUGACUUGGCUUUCAUGCUUUUAUUUGUUUCUCACCUUCUGUUAUCAUGCUACUCACCCUAACGUAUUGUGGCUGGAACAGCUUUUGUUCUACUAAGGAAUUUAUAGAGGAAAUACGAAGCUUUCUGACACCAUCCUGUGAUUAUAUACUGUCUGCAGGUGAUCCAGAUUUUUACUUAGCUGUAGCAUAGGUAAAAAUGAUAUUCACUUCCUGUAUUCACAUGUCUGAUAACACAGACAGGUGAAUGCAGGACUUUCAUAAACUCUGGCCCUGGUUCUGCCUGGAGUACUUCUUACCCUGCAGCAGGUCAGGUAUUUUUUCCAGCAGUAGUGAUAUGACAACAACAAUAUUGAUAUCCAAAGAGAAAGCAGAAAUUUACUGCCCACAGAAGUUGAGAGCAGCUUCAGUGGACAAUCCAAGAGGCAGGGUAAAAUUACAUGUACCAGCAGGAGAGUAACAGAACUACAGCACGAAAUCCAACCAAAAUGCCAGUUCAGAAUUAACCCACACGAAUUUUAUGGGGAAAAAGAUAAAGGAUGAAUUCAUACCUUUAGGCUACAGCAGUGAUGUGCAUCGUUGUCUGCUAGGCUUCUAGCACUACUAGAAGGCUGAAGUUCAGGUUUAGUGCAUCGAGAAACUAUACAGUUGUAUAAUUUAAUGGGAAGAUAAAAACAUAUAGCAGACAGCAGAGUUUGUUGUACAGCUGCCCUCAGGAGAGACUGAGGCAAAACGCGCAGCCUGUGUGAAACUAGGGAUGCAGAAUCACCUAGAUCUUUAUUUUUGCAUUGUCUAGCUAGAGCAAGUAAGAUAGGCCUCUGUGCUCACAGGCUUGCAGUUGAGAGAUGCAAAUGAAAAAAUGUUAGAGGUAACGGCAGAUCUGGAAUAGGGUUUCUCAUAUGCCUGUUGCUAAGCUGAAUAUCGUGCUUUACUGUUUUUAUGCCUUUUGCUGGUUGGAUGGAAAAAUUUUGUCAGAAGGUAUAAGUGGGAAGAUGUAGGUGACAUGUUUCAUAGGAGUGAUAUACCACAAACCCACAGAAAUGCGCAGCUUCUCGGUGAGGAAAAAAUGUUCAAGAUUUUUAGACAGGCAAAAGAAGUUGAUACAAUUACAUGUUUGUCUUUUAUAAUAAAAUGUUGCAAUCUUGGUCUAAUUUUCAGACAUGUUAUAGCCUGAUUUAGGAAAAUGUGGAGCUCAGAUAUACAGGUGUAUACAGUAAAUUUAUAAAAAUGUUUCUGUGCAAAUCCUAUUCAACUUGUUUAUUGAUAACAAGAAAAAUAUUUUGUUAUUUAUUAAUAAAGUAUAUUUUAAUAUAAUGAGA